AUGUCUGCAUACUUUACUAUUCUUCCUUCGGCGCAGGAGCUCGGUCGUUUUUCAUUGUCGCUGCUUAACUCUACUAUCUUCGCCCCGCAUCGCAGAACCGUGUUUAAUCAUCCGUCGUUGGCAGAGUUUGACAUAGACGGGGAAUCGGGAUUCUUCCCCAGAGACCCUCUUCCCCCAUUGCCAAGACCAUUCGACAUCUGGGAAGCCGCCCUCGAUGAAACCACGGAACGCGUCAGCCUUGGCGAGGACGAAUCAGACGCAGCGCUAGAGAAGCGAACUAAUAGCGAAGCCUGGCGGCGAGCUAUCAAAUCGUGGCCGGUCAUCGAGACGGAGGUUUUACACACCAAUCCUCGCCUCUUGCAAAAGGCGCAUCAGGUUCUGGCAUGGCUAGUGCAUUUCUACGUCCAUUCGAUCCCUCCAAGCAAUGAAGACGCAUCAAUAACUGUCCCAAAGUCGAUCGCAGUACCUCUUGUAGCCGUGUCGCGAGUGCUCGGAAUAGCGCCAGUCCUUACUUUCGCGGACACCGUCUUAUGGAACUGCGAGCCCGUGGACAAGUCUUGCCCCAUCUCCUUAGAGAACAUCCGCCCCAAGUACACGUUUUCUGAUACCGACGACGAACGCAGCUUUUACAUUGCAUCAGCUCGGGCAGAAAUACGAGGGAUCGAGAUUCUACGAAUCAUCGAUGCGUUCCAUAGUUUGCCGAACAUGUCCGACUUCACAUCUAUUUCCAGAGUAUCAAGGGAUCUAGCGCGGCUAACGAAGGCAAUCGAAGAUAUCAGCGAAAUUAUUCAAUCGGUGCGAGCUGAUUGUGAUCCGCACGUGUUCUACUGGGAGAUUCGUCCUUGGUUCGAAGGGAGCGACGCAAAGGGACCCCAGGAGCCUGGUUGGGUGUACGAGGGGGUGGAUAUGAGCGAGAAGCUCGACCUCAGCGGGCCUUCGGCCGGCCAGAGUACAGUAAUACACGCUCUGGAUAUAUUCCUCGGUAUCGAUCACAAACUGCAAUACCGCCGAUCACCUGCGCCAUCGCCGGAAAACAAGAGGGCAGACAGAGGGUUUAUGGCGAGAAUGAGGCGCUACAUGCCAGGGAAGCACAGGGAGUUCCUCGAGUACCUUGCUGCAGCUCCACGCCAAUUGCGCGACCAGGCCCAGGAGACGACUGCCCUCAAGGAGCCCUACGAUGCCGCGGUCAUGGCGUUGAAGAAGCUUCGGGAUAUGCACAUGCGUAUUGCCUGCCUGUACAUCGUCACGAUGUCCAGAUCAGCGCCCUCCGAUCGGCCUGGAUGCCCUGUCCUAGCGGCGAUGGAGCGUCAGAGGGGACGGGCACCUGAAAAAGGCCCAAUACGGGGCACUGGCGGGACCGAACUGUCCCUUCUUCUCAAGGCUGCACGAGACGCAACUAGACGGGCGGCGCUCAAAGGAAACUAG
Pleurotus ostreatus (oyster mushroom) is the source of this 1425-nucleotide messenger RNA. RefSeq lists its product as uncharacterized. The record is from RefSeq and is a predicted model, not a curated record. Gene Ontology annotation, biological process: 'de novo' NAD+ biosynthetic process from L-tryptophan. The coding region runs from base 1 to 1425 and encodes 474 amino acids. Gene Ontology annotation, molecular function: heme binding; metal ion binding; indoleamine 2,3-dioxygenase activity. Gene Ontology annotation, cellular component: cytoplasm. NCBI's taxonomy places the organism in Eukaryota, Fungi, Basidiomycota, Agaricomycetes, Agaricales, Pleurotaceae. The transcript has 2 exons.